AUGAGUUCAAAUCUUUAUUUACCAAGAUUAGUACCUCAAAGUUAUUGGCCUGGAGACUUUGAAUCUGAUUUCAGUUCCGAAGAUUUGAAAUAUCCUGUUUCUCGAUCUUCAUUUACGUCACUGCAGUAUCAGCAACAUCAACAACAACAACAACCCCAACAUCAACAACCUUCCAGCACGGGUUCUUCUCAACAUCAUAUGCCACAAUUCGUUAGUGAUUCUAUGCCGGUUUCUCGACCUGAUCAUAAAGGGUUCCUCUUUAGUAAUGAUGCUAAUGAACCUAAUUCUCAACCCAAUAUACCUCAUUCUUCCCAGCCGGCUCCGAAAGAUCCUCCUAAUAGUCAUGGUAGUAGUCAAAAUAACGUAUCUCAACCACGCAAUCUGCAUCAAACAGAUGGUAAUCUGAAUUCCAAUUCUGGAGAUAGUUUAUUUGGAUAUUCUCUUGGUGAUUCUCAUAGUCAGGUAAAGAUAGAGCGAUCCCCGUAUACUUUAUCUAAAAUACCUGAUCGAGAAUUUCCUGGAGAUUAUGAAGAUGAUAGUGAUCUGGAUCAAGUAUCUAAUAGAACACCUAUUAGAAGAGGCUCAUCAGUACUUCAAGUUCCUGCUACAGCAUCAUUAUCGAGUGGAUCUAAAGUACUUUCAACUCUAGUUGAUUCAUCACUCCUGCAAGAAGUGUAUACUUUAGCUGAAUUAAAUCAAUUCCCAAUGAAUAUUGAUAAGAAAGUUUAUAAUGUUAACGCAUAUAUAGUAGGAAUUUUACCUGAAGAUCUUUCUUAUGUUGUAUCUAAGACAUAUGAAUUCGAUCAUUCACUUGAAAAAUAUAUACCAGGAGAUCCAACUGCUCGAUCAUUGGAAUUCAUAUUGACAGAUGAAGUACCUCCAUCAUUAUCUUCUCAAAAUAAUUUAUGUUUAACUCAAGAUAAUUCACUUAAAAUAAUGAUACCUGCAAGGCAUAUAGUUGAAUUUUUCAAUUCUCAAAGUAUAGAAGAGAUUUAUAUGGCAUUACCAGAGUUUAACAAAUAUUUCUAUGAAAAUUUAGAAUUAAUUUCAAAAACUUUAUUUAAAUUCCAACUAUUUAAGACAAAAGUGGCUAUUAAACCUGAAGAAAGAGAAGUUGUAUGGACUGCUCGGAAUUUCUCAGUUCGAGAAUUAUUAUCUAAUUCAGGAUUACCUGAUAUGUAA
Molecule: messenger RNA, 1182 nt
Organism: Scheffersomyces amazonensis
Lineage: Eukaryota; Fungi; Ascomycota; Pichiomycetes; Serinales; Debaryomycetaceae
Gene: CDC13
Product: Cdc13p
Exons: 1
Coding region: 1-1182 (393 amino acids)
Source: RefSeq, a predicted model, not a curated record